GUAAGAACUGUUGGAGUGUGACUUACACCCAUCAGAGGAUCUGUGCCUUGAAGGGGUCAACAGUGGACAUAUCCUGCUCUUACACAUAUCCCAGUUAUCAUGAGAUCAAAAAAGCUUUCUGGUUUACUAAAUGGUCUGGUAUGGAUCCUGAAGAUCUGAGCUCAGUGCCAGGGUAUGAGGGUCAUAUUGAGUACCUUGGGGAUAAGAAGAGUAACUGUACCCUGAGAAUCACAGACCUGAGAUUGAGUGACUCUGCUGCGUACAGGUUCAGAUUGAUAACAUCCGGAGGAAAGUUUGCUGGCUCACCUGUCUCCCUGACUGUCACAGAUGUUGUGUUGGAGAUGGAUCCUACAUCUGUGUCAGAGAGGGAGAAUGUCACACUGACAUGUAGAACCAAAUGUACACUGGACCCCAUCACAGCCUACAGUUGGUAUAAGAAUGGACAGCCUAUACCAAACAGCAACACCUCCUCUCCUGUCUAUAGCCUAUUCUCAGUCAGCAGUGAGGAUGCAGGCAGAUACUCCUGUGCUGUAGAAGGCCAUGAGGAUCUCCCCUCUCCUGAAGAGACUCUCACUGUCACAUAUAAACCAAAGAACACCUCAGUGUCAGUCAGUCCCUCUGAUGAAAUAGUGGAGGGCAGUUCAGUGACUCUGACCUGCAGCAGUGAUGCCAACCCACCUGUGGACAAAUACACCUGGUACAAGAAGAACGUAACCUCACCAAAAGCAUCAGGACAGAGUUACAGCAUCAUAAACUUCAGCUCUGAGGACAGUGGAGAAUACUACUGUGAGGCUGAGAAUAAAAUAGGAUCUAUAAACUCUACAGCUCUGAUGAUCACCGUAGCAGGUCUGCAGGUGGAGGUGACUCCUGCCACAGAGAAAGGUAAGGUGACACUGACCUGUAGCACCACCUGUACUCUGACUGACAACCUCAACUCCACCUACAUCUGGAGGAUCUCAGCUCUCCUGCAGUGUGAGUACAGUACAGUAGUACGCUUUUUUUUACUCAUUGUUAAUUUAACUUUGACUAUAUCCACUGUGUUUAACAUCAGUGAAAACGUAGAACAUCGUGGCAUCAGUCCAUCUGGUGAAAUAGUGGAGGGCAGUUCAGUGACUCUGACCUGCAGCAGUGAUGCCAACCCACCUGUGGACAAAUACACCUGGUACAAGAAGAACGGAGCGUCACUGAAAGGAUCUGAAAACACCUUCCUCAUCACCUCCAUCAGCUCUGAGGACAGAGGAGAAUACUACUGUGAGGCUGAGAAUGAAUAUGGAGGGCUCAACUCUUCUUCUUUGUCUGUGGACAUUCAGUGUAAGUACACCUAACCAUCACAUAUUUUGAUGAGAGAAUCACACAUAUUUAUAUUUCACUCAUACAAUCAUACAUCCAAGUUCCAUGAUGCUUCUCAUGUAAAACACUGUUUUAAAACACUGUAUUGUUACAUAUUGUCCACCAGAUGGAGGGCAGUUCAGUGACUCUGACCUGCAGCAGUGAUGCCAACCCACCUGUGGACAAAUACACCUGGUACAAGAAGAAUGUAACCUCACCAAAAGCAUCAGGACAGAGAUACAACAUCACUAACAUCAGCUCUGAGGACAGUGGAGAAUACUACUGUGAGGCUGAGAAUAAAUAUGGACGCCUCAACUCUUCUUCUGUGCCUGCAGACUUUCAAUGUAAGUACACCUACCUAACCUUUGCAUGCUCAUUGGAGAAACACACAGACAGAUUAACAAUAAUAAUGAGUCAAAUUAGCAAUGUUAUAUAAAAACAACAUCACAACAUCAACGCUGAAG
Molecule: messenger RNA, 1793 nt
Organism: Coregonus clupeaformis (lake whitefish)
Lineage: Eukaryota; Metazoa; Chordata; Actinopteri; Salmoniformes; Salmonidae
Product: sialoadhesin-like
Exons: 5
Biological process (GO): cell-cell adhesion
Cellular component (GO): membrane
Source: RefSeq, a predicted model, not a curated record